This is a messenger RNA of Sesamum indicum (sesame), 3034 nucleotides long. RefSeq names its product Exostosin family protein. Gene Ontology annotation, molecular function: glycosyltransferase activity. The record is from RefSeq and is a predicted model, not a curated record. Lineage: Eukaryota; Viridiplantae; Streptophyta; Magnoliopsida; Lamiales; Pedaliaceae.
ACGAGUCUAUGGCCCCAGUCAUUACAUAAUGCUUGGAAGAAAAAAGUGGCCAUGUAUGUCGUCUUUAUGCCCAUCGUUUCGCAUAAUUACCGUUUACAGAACACGCAAGAACUUAAAUGAUUCUAUGCUGAUCUUUUAAGCAGAAAUAAUAGUUUAGUAAAGCAAGUGGCAGAUGAUCUUGAGAGCUCCCCAGCUUUCAUCUUCCAAGAAUUAUUCUCAUUGCCCACAAUUUGCUACAGUCUUGGCCGAGCUUUCUUCCUCUCCUUUCUGCUCAGGGCCAGUGGGUUCUUGCUGAAGAUGGUUCAUUCCCAAAUUUUGGAAUUCUGGCGUAGUUCAACCUUGUUUUUGGUGGGGUUGGUGGGUCGGUGGCUGGGUCCUUGAAUUUUGCCUGUUUAUGAUUGCCAAUGUCGAGUUUGAGAUGCAUUACUGCGUGCAAGUGCUUGGCUUUUAGUUGAAAAUGGGAAAAUCACCAAUUAAAUCUCAUUUAUCAGCUUUCGCCUUUGAGUUAAGAGGCUUAUUGGCUUUCUACAGGAUAUGAGGAGGGUUUAAUAUCUGGUGCUCUGCUUUUGUUAUGGAUUACUCUAUCAAAUUCCAAAAACUAUUUCAGAUUGAGAAAGGGAAAUGGCUGGUUUUGGUCGGUUUGGUUGCUUUGACUCAUUUGGUCUGUCAGUCUUUGAUGCUUCCGAAUGGCAGUGCCCUUCUUUCACAGUUACCGGACCAGAAGAAUAAUGUACUUGUGAAGGGCAGUGAAUCAUCUAAGCACUCUUCUGUAAAGGCUUUGGUUGUUGACAACCCUCUUAAGGUUGGUGAGUCAAAUCUGGAUAAUGAUUCUCUAUUGGUGCGAGGGGUAAAGAGCACGAGAGUUUACAAUGUGGGCGGUCAUGAUGAUGGCAGUGGAUUAGUAGAAAAGGAAAAGCAAGAAAAGAUGAAUGGUGAUGUCAUGGAUGAUGAUUUUGAUUUUGUCGAGGAUGAGACAUUACGCAAUGUAAAUGUAGACAUGGAGGAGGGUUUUGGGAUGCAAAAUGAUAGCAGCCAAGAGCAGCGCUCUCUCUAUGGAAAUGGGGAAGGUGAAUCAAGCCACAGCCUUUCUCUUGCUCAGCUUGCAAAGAGAAGUUCUGGGGUGGUUGUAUCAAAAGCUGAAACUAGUAAGAUGCUACUAGACAAAACUGUUACUAGUUCUGCUGCUUCGUCAACUUUGGUUGUCUCAUCAGCUAAGCCUUUGUUGAUUAAAUCUGUAGUUGAGAGAAAAACACAAUCUGAAGUGAGCACCUCUGACGGUUCUGGUCGUGGUGCAUCCUUCAUUAGAAUCAAUGAAAAAUCUGAUGGUGAGGGUCAUCUAUUGCUGGGAAAUAACUUUGCUUCUUCCAACAAUGGUUCUUCAAUGUCAAAUAAGCCCGUUAAAAAGAAGAUGAGGUGUGAGAUGCCACCUAAAACAGUGACACCAUUAAAUGAGAUGCAAAAGUUACUAGUCCGACAUCGUGCUCGUUCGCGUGCAAUGAGGCCAAAAUGGUCCUCUGAGCGCGACCAGGAAAUCUUAAGUGCAAAGUUAAAGAUUGAAAAUAGCCCCAUUUUGAAGAAUGAUCAGGAUCUGUAUGCACCUCUAUUUCGAAAUGUCUCCAUGUUCAAAAGGAGCUAUGAACUCAUGGAACGUGUACUGAAAAUAUACGUGUACAAAGAAGGCAAUAAGCCAAUCUUUCAUCAACCAACACUCAAAGGAUUAUAUGCAUCUGAGGGAUGGUUCAUGAAACUGAUGGAGGGAAGCAAACAUUUUGUUGUCAAAGAUCCAAGGAAGGCUCAUUUGUUUUAUAUGCCAUUCAGUACAAGGAUGCUAGAGUACACGCUGUAUGUGCGUAAUUCCCACAACCGGACAAACCUACGUCAGUAUUUGAAGGAUUAUUCAGAAAAAAUUGCAGCAAAAUAUAGUUUCUGGAACAGAACUGGGGGUGCAGAUCAUUUUCUUGUUGCCUGCCAUGAUUGGGCUCCUUAUGAGACGAGACACCACAUGGAGCAUUGCAUUAAAGCCCUCUGUAAUGCGGAUGUAACCAUGGGCUUCAAAAUAGGGAGGGAUGUCUCUCUCCCAGAAACAUACGUCCGAUCAGCAAGAAACCCUCUUAGAGAUCUUGGAGGAAAACCACCAUCACAAAGGCACAUUCUUGCUUUCUAUGCCGGAAACAUGCAUGGUUAUCUUCGUCCAAUCUUGCUCAAGUAUUGGAGAGACAAGGAGCCUGAUAUGAAGAUACUCGGUCCGAUGCCUCCAGGUGUUGCAAGCAAAAUGAAUUACAUAUACCACAUGAAAAGCAGCAAGUACUGCAUUUGCCCAAAGGGCUACGAAGUCAACAGCCCAAGGGUAGUCGAAGCCAUCUUUUACGAGUGUGUGCCGGUUAUUAUUUCCGAUAACUUUGUGCCCCCAUUCUUUGAGGUGUUAAACUGGGAUGCGUUCUCAGUGAUUAUUGCAGAGAAAGACAUUCCGAACUUGAGAAGCAUUCUUGUUUCCAUACCAGAGGAGAAGUAUAUGGAUAUGCAACUUGGUGUCCGUAAAGUCCAACAACAUUUUUUAUGGCAUGCAAAGCCGGUGAAGUACGACCUCUUCCACAUGACCCUUCAUUCGAUCUGGUACAAUCGAGUUUUCCAAAUAAAACCCAGAUAACAAUAUGGAGAACCACCUGUUGACCAUGUAGAAAUGUGAAGGAAAACAGUCUGAAGUCACACAGGAGCUCAGGUGAAUGAAAGAGACGAAAACGGAACUUCAGCAAGGUACGUCCACUCUUGUCGAGUACACCCUUCCAGUCCCGUUUAUCCGGUUAUCUGACUGGUUUCUCCAGCUUCUCCCGGUCCACAGGGAGGGAUAAAAUGGUUAUGUGAAUGUUAGACUACACUUAUUGAGCAGGAAGUUGAUCUCAUGCAGCUAAUUGCUUUCUGUAAAUAUACACAUCUUAUUAUUCUUGUGAUUUUUAUGUGGACUUUUCUUCUGAUACUUGGAAAACAACAAAAAUUCAGCGUCGAGUUAAUAAGCAAGUAAAAUUCUUACUGUUCA